Molecule: messenger RNA, 6701 nt
Organism: Dermochelys coriacea (leatherback sea turtle)
Lineage: Eukaryota; Metazoa; Chordata; Testudines; Dermochelyidae
Gene: MMP17
Product: matrix metallopeptidase 17
Exons: 10
Coding region: 318-2000 (560 amino acids)
Biological process (GO): proteolysis; extracellular matrix organization; collagen catabolic process
Cellular component (GO): extracellular matrix
Molecular function (GO): zinc ion binding; metalloendopeptidase activity
Source: RefSeq, a predicted model, not a curated record
GUUUGCUUCUCAUGGUUUUAAUAAUUUGAGGUUCCAAAACUCAUCACGAAACUCAGAACAAAACAAUGCAAACCCAAGUGAAGUGCAUCGAAUCAAAAAACACUGAGCUGACUCCACCCGACCUGUGGCUCCCUAGCACCUCCACACCUCCAGACAUUUUCAGGGAGCAGAUGAAGGCCCCUCUGCCCAUCUUCAAUCAUUGGAGCCAUGCCUUCUCCCCAUCUGCAGUGUUUGGGGCACUAGCCUGCCACUCCCCAAACCCCCAAGAUACCUUCCUUGGAUGAACUAUCCGUUCCAGGUCCCACUGCUGCCUCUCCAUGCUCCUAGGCUUGAGAUGUUCCCGAAGUGACCUCGUGGACUGGCUGACUAAAUUUGGCUACCUGCCUCCUCCAGACCCUGUCACAGGACAACUGCAGACCCAGGAAGAGCUUGCAAAAGCCAUCACAGCCAUGCAACAGUUUGGAGGCCUAGAAGCAACAGGGAUACUAGAUGAAGCUACGCUGGAAUUAAUGAAGACACCUCGUUGCUCUCUCCCUGAUCUUGCUGAGUCAGAGACCAGGAAGAAGCGGCAUGCUCAGGCUGUGACAAAGUGGAAUAAGAGGAACUUAUCUUGGAGAGUCCGCACCUUCCCCAAAGAAUCUCACCUGGGCCAUGACACAGUCCGUGCCCUCAUGUACUAUGCCCUGAAGGUCUGGAGUGACAUCACCCCGUUGAAUUUCCACGAAGUGGCGGGUAACAAUGCUGACAUACAGAUAGACUUUUCCAAAGCGGACCACAACGAUGGGUAUCCCUUUGAUGGGCCUGGCGGCACGGUAGCACACGCUUUCUUCCCUGGAGACCAUCAUACCGCAGGAGACACUCAUUUCGAUGACGACGAAUAUUGGACCUUCCGAUCAUCAGAUGCCCAUGGGAUGGACCUGUUUGCCGUGGCAGUCCAUGAGUUUGGCCACGCCAUCGGCUUGACCCACAUCUCUGCCUUAGAGUCUAUCAUGAGACCCUAUUACCAGGGACCGGUGGGGGAUCCCCUGAAGUAUGACCUGCCUUAUGAAGACAAAGUCAGAAUCUGGCAGCUAUAUGGAGUCAGGGAUUCUGUGUCCCCAACAGCAAAGCCUGAAGUAACCAAAACUGAUGACCACCCCCUUCUGCCAGAGCUACCAGAGAAUCGCCCCACUGUGCAGCUCAGAAGAGAUAUCCCCAACAGGUGCAACACUCACUUUGAUGCCGUGGCUCAGAUCAGAGGCGAGGCUUUCUUCUUCAAAGGCAAGUACUUCUGGAGACUGACUCGCAAUAAACACUUGGUCUCCCUCCAGCCAGCUCAGAUCCACCGUUUCUGGCGGGGUCUACCUCUCAAUAUGGACAGUGUGGACGCGGUGUACGAGAGAACCAAUGACCACAAGAUCGUGUUCUUCAAAGGAGACAGAUACUGGGUGUUCAAAGACAAUAACGUGGAGGAAGGAUACCCUCGGCCAAUUUUGGAUUUUGGCUUGCCACCGGGAGGCAUCGACGCUGCCUUCUCCUGGGCGCACAAUGACAAGACUUAUUUCUUUAAGGACAGUCUCUACUGGCGCUAUGACAACCAUGAGCGGAGGAUGGAUCCCGGCUAUCCUUCAGAGACCACUUUGUGGAAGGGCAUUCCAAGCACGUUAGAUGACGCAAUGAGAUGGUCAGACGGUGCGACCUAUUUCUUCAGGGGCAAGGAGUACUGGAAAGUGUUGGACAAUGACCUGGAAGCAGAACCCGGUUACCCUCAGUCCAUCGCCAGAGACUGGCUGGUGUGCGGUGACAUGCAGUCUGAUUCUCCAGACUCGGCAGGGCGCAGCAGGACUGGGGUGCGCUCCAAGCAAGGGCAGCACGACGAGAGCCGUUCGGAAAACGGCUACGAGGUCUGCUCAUGCACCUCCUCCUCAGAUUCCCUCUUGGCUAGCCCGGCACUGAGACUCUCCGCAAGCCUUGUGCUAGCGAGCCUGUGGACAGCAGCAGUGGCUUGCACAGCACUAUGACAUCCAGUAACGUGGACAAAAAGAUGUUGCGGUGCUUCAGGGACUGGUGGUGGAAAAAAAUCACACCAUGCUACACUGUUACAGCCGAAACAAACAUUCCUAGGAACGUGGCAGCGAAGGUUUCAAGUUCUCCAUGAGAAAUGAACUGGGUUUAUUUUUAUUUCUUAGUUAAAGGUCUAAUAAUGGACUGUGGGUUCUGCACCUUCUUAUUCCUCCAACCAGCUAAAGAAUAAAGACAUUGCUGAAUAUUAGUUACAACGGUUCUGUAGAGAUGUAACACUCAAGGUGUGUAAGAACUGCCAAGUAGAGACGACAUGGAUACAUUGAAAGGCCACUCUGGUUUCUUGAAAACAGACCAGAUAGUGCUGAAACCCAGUUGUUAUUCCAGGAAUAAAAGCAGCUUCAGUAUAAGGCAAUGGGAAAGAUGCAACAGCUGUGCUGACAUUCAGUAAUGUAAUAUAUGCAUUCAAAUGGAUGUAUGAGAUAGAAUGGCAACUUGACUGCACUGGGCUUUAUUGCUAAGUGGUACAUUUCACAAACAAAUCUAUGCUGCCAACUGAUGUCAAGCUAACCCAUGCCAGUUUCUAUAGAUCAGAAACAUAUUUGCCUUUAUGAAGGACAUGAAGGUCACCUUUGAUUCCAGAUGUUUAAAUUUAAGGGCUUCUCUGUUAAACCUUGGCCACACAAACAUAGAUACCAUGGUCAACAGCAGGUAUCCAUCGCCCCUGUCUUCAGCAUACGCCUUGACUGCUUGAGCUAGAGUAGCUCUUUCAUCUCUGAGCAAGUAGCGGGCUGUUACAAGCACUGAAUGCAGUCGUUCAGCUGAGAUGCAGUUACACACAUGAAGCCAGUAUAAUCCAUAUGCAUCUAACUUUUCUGCGCCCCUAAAUUCUAUUCUAGAUGUAUUUCGUGAUUGAUCGCUGCAUACAAAAAUCUCAUUCGUUUAAGGCUUCCUCUGAAAGAUUUGUGAGGGCCUAAACUUCGAAUUGUGGAUGCACGCGCUAGUUUUAGAUGCAUUUUCAAAUAACAGAUUGUGUUUUUUGGCUGGCUUCUUAUAUCAGCCAGAUGCCGUUAUGAUACCAUCGGUUGUGAAUCAGUUAUUCUGUAUGCCACUGUCACUGUUUAAUUUGGCACCAAUACACUAAAGGAGAAUGAAGGGGAUUAAUUGUUUUAAAGUGGGGAUCUUGCUCUGUAAAAAUGAUGUCACAAAAUUCCAUGUUUGUCUCUCCUUCACUUACAGAUCCAGUUUGCUCAGUUCACAAGUAAAAAGAUGGUUUUCUAACUGUCCCCAAACUCUACAUGGGACCAGAGAGUCAAGCUGGGUUCUGUCUGGCUCCUGGACCAACACCUGCCCCCCGACUCAGCGGAAGUGUACUACAUCUGUACAUAGGUGUGGCUUCUGUGGUUGGUUGAAAUGUUUUAAAUUUCACACUUUCCAUCAAAAAUGUUUGAAUUUUGAGCAAAAAAAGAGAGCGAAAGAUGUUCAGUGAAAUCUUCACAAAAUUUCUCUCCCCACUUCCCCCACUCCCAUACUGUAAACAAUUACUGUACAGGUAAAUAAUCCCUUCUUCCUGGUGUUGACAGGUGAGCAAGAAGGAGCCAGCUUGACUCUCAGAUCCAAGGAGAACUUGAAGGGCAACUGGAUUUUUAAAAAAUCCUUUAAACUGUAAACUGAGCAACUUUGGUGUUGAAUUGCACUGCUUGGAAACCCCGCAAAAUUGUGAUCAACUAUUUCACUGGGGGAGAAGUGAGGGUUGAGAUCAAAAUUUAAUUUUCAAGCAAAAACAAUGUGUUAAAAAUUAGAAAUUUUCCACUGGCCCUAAGUCUGGAGCCAGUGAAAAACAGUCAACAUGGAACCCUGCAAUGUUCAUUUUCAGAGUAGAACACUUUUAAGGGAGCCAUUUUCAAAAGUGCUGAGCCCUGGCCUAACUCUGUUCCCACUGAGGUCAACGUUGAAAAUUGCUCUUGAAAAUCCACCUAAAAGCCUCUUCAAUGAUAUUUCCUGGAAGAGACUUGUUAAAAAAAAAAAAAAAAGAAAGAAAAGAAAAAAAAAGAGCACCACUAGUUUCUUCUAACUUCCAGAUGGAUUUAAAUGAUGAGAGACGCAUCUCUUCCAAUGUCUUUUAAUCAUCGGCCUUUCUCUCUCCCACUUCCCAUGUGGAUCACGCUGACAAGUAACUUCUCUUCAUACUAGCCACUACGGUGGCACUGAACUGGCUCUUGUCUUUCGGUGGCCUAACGGGAAGCUGAUAAGGAAUCUAAAUGGUGACUCUCACACGCUUGGUGCCAUUUUGGGGUGAGUGGAUGGGUGGGUGUGGUGUUAAAUGGGUUAUAUUAACUCUUUCAGUGCUUCAGGGAAUGGUGUGGCUUGCAGGGAGCAAUGUCCACAUGACUGCACCAGAUUGUUCAGUUUUCGGUGGUUUUACUGGGGUAAGUCCCUCACCAAAGGCUCUUCAGCAGAGUCGGCAGUCACAGGAUAAGAGGGAAGAUCCUCUCAUGGAUCAAUAACUGGUUAAAAGACAGGAAACAAAAGGUAGGAAUAAAUGGUCAGUUUUCAGAGGAGAGAGGUAAAUAGUGGGGUCUCCCCAAGGAUCUGUACUGGGACCUGUUGCUGUUCAACAUAUUCAUAAAUGAUCUGGAAAAAGGGGGUAAACCAUGAGGCGGCAAAGUCUGUAGACGAUACAAAGUUACUCAAGGUAGUUCAGUCCAACCCCAACUGUGAAGAGCUACAAUGGGAUCUCACAAAACCGAGUGACUGGGCAACCAACUUGCAGAUGAAAUUCAAUAUUGAUAAGUGCAAAGUAAUGCACAAUGGAAAACACAUUCCCAACUGUCCAUAUAAAAUGAUAGGGAGCUAAAUGAACUGUUACCAUUCAAAAACGGAGAUCUUGGAGUCAUUGUGGCUAGUUCUCUGAAAACAUCCACUUGAUGUUCAGGAAUAGUCAAAAAAGCUUGGGAAAGGGAUAGAUAAUAAAAUAGAAACGAUUAUAAUGCUGCUGUAUAAAUCCAUGGUACACGCACACCUUGAAUACUGUGUGCAGUUCUGGUCACCCCAUCGCAAAAGAGAGAGAUUGAAAUUGGAAAAGGUGUUGAGAUGGGCAACAGAAAUUAUUAGAGGGAUGGAACAACUUCCAUGCAAGAUUGGGAUUCUUCAGCUUAGAAAAGAGAUGACUGGGGGAAUGAUAGAGGCCCAUAAAGUCAUCACUGAUAUGAAGAAAGCGAAUAAGGAGGUGCUGUUUGCCCCUUCACAUAACACAAGAAAUAAGGGUGAUACGAUUAAAUUAACAGGCUGCAGGUUUAAAACAACAACUUCUUCACACAAUGCACAGUCAACCUGUGGAACUCAUUGCCAGGGUAUGUUAUGAAGGCCAGAAGUAUAACGGAGUUCAAAAAAGAAUUAGAUAACUUCAUGGAGGAUAGGUCCAUCAAUGGCUAUUAGCCAAGUUGGUCAGGGAUGCAAACCCCUGUUCUGGGUGUCCCUAAGCCUCCGACUGUCAGAAGCAUUUGCAACUGGCCGUCAGAGACAGGAUACUGGGCUACAUGGGCCAUGGGUCUGACCCAGUAUGACCAUUCUUAUGUUCUUAUAUUCUAUUUCCCUGGGUGUUCACUAAGCACCUGAGGGCAUCUAAAGGGACUGAAUUAGAUCCAGAGCCAGUAAACAAUUCCACACCCAAGGAGCUGUCAAAAUGGCGGCGCUACUGUAAUUCAGCAGCUGUUAAUGGACCCUAAAGGUCUGGGUUUGCCAGUAGCUGCUGAUACAUUUCUUAUGUUUCUCUGCCACAAAAAUCACCCCCUCCCUUCUCCCCAAAUGCCAGGCCUCAGUUAAUAGCAUGACACAGAGACUCGGAAGCAGGCUACAGCAUCCGUUUGGGCUCAUAUUGUAAUACUUUAUCUUUGCAACAUUGCUGCUGCUCUGGUCCUAUGCCAGUCCAGGGCUGCUGCAAAAGGAGAACAAAAAAAAAAAAGUCCUUGAUCAGAACAGACAAGCAUGUAAUAUGGGCUGGAAAUCGUAAUCAACAAGCUUGGGAGGCUCUGGGAGGGCUGCUUCUGCUGGAGACCCACAAUAAAAGAGGAAGCAGUACUUGACAAGGCCCAUUUCCUUCGCAGCAGGAGCUCCUUUGGUUCACUUGAGCCACAGCCCCGAAGCCACUUUGUUUUUUAUCUUGCUAGGCACUGACGGGCCAUUGAUUUCUAAAUUACCAACCACAUUUGUUUGGAAAGUGCCAGGUCCAUUAGUCUGCACCUCCUGUGAUUAGCUGCUGGCUAGUGCUACAGCAAGGCUCAUGUAGAGCCUAACUGUAUAGAACUGCUGGUGGUUCACCAUCACAAAGAUCUUAUCUUUGCUGGAAGGAGACCUGCUGGUUUGCAGACUUCCUUCAGCUAGCAUUGCUAUUCCCCCUCACUCCCCCCCUUGGGGCUGAAUGCAAAUACCAUUGGAAGAUUGAUGGGAGUCUUGGAUCAGACUCCCAUGGAGUGAUGUUGGGCGCCUUUUUCUAAACUGGGAAUAGGAAUUGUAUCCUGACAAAGAAAAGAAAAGCAAAUGGUCACCUUGUGUUUGCCUGUCUACCUUUGCAUUUUUAAGUAUUCACAGUGAUUUGCAAACUAGGACUGUUUUUAGGACAUUAUAAUGCAGUGUGAUUUUACGGGACAUUGAAUGUGAACACGUUUCAUGGAAACCUCCUGUUAAACCAUUAAAUAUCC